Messenger RNA from Didymella exigua CBS 183.55, 1613 nucleotides. RefSeq names its product NAD(P)-binding protein. Lineage: Eukaryota; Fungi; Ascomycota; Dothideomycetes; Pleosporales; Didymellaceae. The record is from RefSeq and is a predicted model, not a curated record. The transcript is spliced from 2 exons. Gene Ontology annotation, molecular function: oxidoreductase activity, acting on the CH-OH group of donors, NAD or NADP as acceptor. The coding region runs from base 146 to 1360 and encodes 404 amino acids.
GCAGAUCAGGGCGGCUUGGUGCUUAGCGCUCCUCCUCAGCACUGCGGGGACAUCAUCAAAUUGCAUACCUCGGUGUGUCGGGAAUUUGAUGCACACUUGAACAACCCACGGCUGUCAGAGUUCCGGUCAAAACGUCGGCCUAUCUAUGCACAUCUUCUCACAAUCCUUUACUUUGGUUAGAUCGCCUAUCGUGUCUCCCGGAAAGCCCAUCAAAAUCAGCAACCACAGCAUGAGCUACACCGCCUGUUCCAGCCUCACAAAGGCCGCAAGCGAACCUGUCCUGGCCGGCAGCCUGCUAUACUUGCUGACCCGUGGUCCUCCACACAUACGCGCCAGACUUCUUGCGCCAUUCCAGUCAACACUCCCGGUCUUUACCAACACUCCAAAGGGCGUCGCCAGACUCGUGACCCUGAUCACCAUCCUCAAAAUCCUGACCACUGCAGGUGUCCUUCGUCGCGUCAACCAAGCGCUGAACCGCUUAGCCUGGAACAACUGGUCCCUGUCCCGUAAUGGAGCCGACUGGCAAUUCGGUCCUAGCAAGGAAGAAUUAGUGUUGAUUACAGGUGGGAGUAGUGGGUUUGGGUAUGAGAUGGUGAAGAGUUUCAGCAAGCAUGCGAGAGUGGUGGCUAUCGAUAUCAGUCCAUUCCCGGCAGAGCUCCACGCCCUGCAUGGUGUGAGCUAUUAUCAGUGCGAUAUCACCAACACAGCAGCCUUGGAGGCACUGUGUGAGCAGAUCAAAAUUGAGCACGGGGUUGUGAGCGUACUGAUCAAUAACGCUGGUAUCGGUGUUGGAAAGACAAUUUUGGAGACAAGCAACAUAGAAAGCCAGCGGCUGAUGCAGGUCAACCUCAUGAGCCACUUCGCACUCAUCCGAGCGCUUGUCCCUGACAUGCUGAAGCAGAAGAAAGGCCAUGUCGUGUCCAUCGCCUCAAUGGCAUCUUUCGUCUCUGCACCCGGGUUGAUCGACUACUGCAUCAGCAAAAUCGGCGCCUUGUACCUCACAGAAGGACUGCGCGCCGAAUGUCUCGCGCACUACCCCAACGGACGGUCAAUUUGCACUUCAUCCAUUCACCCAUCGUGGCACCAGACGGGCAUCUUGAAGAAUGCUGGCAAGGAUCUGAUCGACAAGCAUGGCAUCGUGCCUGACCCGCCAACGAGGGUUAGUGAUGUUGUCGUCGAGCAGGUUCUGGCGGGCAGGAGCGGUAGAAUCUGUGUCCCGAAGGAUCAGGAGAGGUACAUGGGGAUCCGGAGCUGGCCAAGAUGGGCGCAGGAUCUAGCAUUUGGUCUGGUGUUUGGCAAGAAGGCGGAGACAUUUGCGGAUUUAAAGGAGCAGCAUGAGGCGACUGGGGGGAAAGUCUAAUCUGGAAGGGUGAAGUCAUCCACUUCUCUCAAUUGCUGAUCCAUGUUCUACACAAAUGCCUGCCUUCGUGACCGUGUCCUGAACGCUUGCCAAUCCUACACUCUAGCUCGCACCUGGAAGCUCCGCAACAAUCUUCCCCAUCGCGCUCCUCUCCUUCAACCUCUCCAUCCACCCCUGCACUGCCAUAUACUUUGAGACAUCAACCUUAUCUCCUAUCAACGCCGUCAUAAGCUGCCACGGCACAAACGCCAAA